AUGAUUGGAUUGGACUGUUCUACAGCAGACAACUGUGAUCAAGACUUUGUCAAAGAGGUUUUGAAAAAAGAUUGGCUUAAAGUCCAGAACCAAGUUAAGAGUUUACAAAAGAAUCUAGCCGAUGUGCUCUUUAAUUCAAGUGAUCCACGACCUCAUGAUACUUGCCCAAGUAGUCAACCAUGUUCUGGUCAAGGAUUCUGUAAGGCAACUUAUCGAGUCUGGUCUGAUGGCAGACCCUUAGAAUUUCAUAGUAGAUGUGCCAAUUCCACAGAACAACCAGAACUUGACUGGGCUCAUGUAGUUUCUCAAGAUCCGAUAUUUGAUGAGAUGGCUUAUACUUGCAACCAACGUUUAUGUGCUUCACAAUCAAAUGCAGAAGCUAUCGUUGAACUAAUUCAACGUAACUAUGUCAUACCGAUAAAUAUCACGGUUCCAACAACAACAACAAAAUCAUCGACAACAACAACAACAACGCCAAAACCAACAUACACUCCGUCAACGUCAGCGUCAACGUCAAUUGCAACUUCAACAAAGAGCGCAGCUAGAUUAACCAUGAAUUUUGUACCUCCGGAUGCUAAACGAAUUGCUGAAGCUCUUGGUGAUAUUAAACAGCUCUAG
Rotaria sp. Silwood1 is the source of this 618-nucleotide messenger RNA. The record is from the annotation of a GenBank genome assembly. NCBI's taxonomy places the organism in Eukaryota, Metazoa, Rotifera, Eurotatoria, Philodinida, Philodinidae.